AUGCCUCCAUUAGGAUCUAUAUUUUCACCAGCUAGGUACUCUUUUAAAAACCAGGCAUACUCCAAUCUAGUAGUCCCAAAUCUCUCCGGCCGCAAAUUUAUCUUGCCCCCAAGUACCCUCCAUCGUAGAGCACGCACAAUGUCAACUUCUGCAGUGAACACUGAGGGUCAUGUUGGUCAGUCUGGCAGUCAAUAUAAAAUCGAACGGGUCUUUCAGGAAGAAACAGAUCCGCCACGUCAGGUUUACCUUGCAACCGCUGGUGACCGAAAAUUCAUUCUGAAGUAUAUCCAUACGGUCAAUUUUGAAUACCUUCAAGACAUAAACAACAGAUUACACAACAGGGCUAGCCAUGUUCUCAAUGUUCUUUUCGAAUAUCUCGCCGAUCAUCUUUUACACCUAAGUCAAAAAGACCUACCUCUUGGGAUAAUCAAAAGGAUCCUGAAAGAUGGCCUUCAUGGGAUUGCUGAAAUGCAUGAUCAAGAUAUUGUUCAUACAGAUAUCAAGGCAGAUAAUUUCUUUGUAAACUGGAAAGCCUCCCAUAACGGGAUCACAAUCGAGAGGGUUCAGCUCGGGGAUCUUGAAGAUGCCGCACAUAUUCCUCCCGGAUCGCAUAUGAUCGGGAAACAAGCGGGAAAUUGGAUGUGGAGGAGUCCUGAAGCCCAUGCUAAAGGGCCUGUGGGUAAGCCAUUUGAUAUUUUCUCUUACGCUCUGGUUUGUAUUUGUGUGCUUUAUAAACACGUCAUAUUAGCGGUUGGGGAAGAUGAAUUGGACGAGGGUAUACAUCGACUAGCAAUUGUCAUUGAGCGCCAGAUAUCCUACUUCGCCGAUGAAGAGGGAUUCAAUAGGUUUCUUAAUUACCUUGGCGAUAAUCCUUGGGUACCGAUCUUCAAGGUAACAUGGGAUGGUUUCAAUAGAGAAAACCCGCGUAAACCACUUUCUCUUUGGAAGGGAAUCGACGAUGAAUUCAAAAGUCUUAUUUGUGCCAUGACAGAUUUUGAUCCAAGACAGAGAAUUACCGCCCGCUAG
Messenger RNA from Aspergillus sclerotioniger CBS 115572, 1026 nucleotides. RefSeq names its product calcium/calmodulin dependent protein kinase. Gene Ontology annotation, molecular function: protein kinase activity; ATP binding. The record is from RefSeq and is a predicted model, not a curated record. The transcript has 5 exons. NCBI's taxonomy places the organism in Eukaryota, Fungi, Ascomycota, Eurotiomycetes, Eurotiales, Aspergillaceae. Gene Ontology annotation, biological process: protein phosphorylation. Bases 1 to 1026 code for a protein of 341 amino acids.